GACAAGGCCUCGGACUAAACUAAAGCGAGGACUCCCCUCCCCCUUCCCUCCCUCCCCCCCUCCCGUACCACCCCGUCUCUGCUACGGGACACCCGCCACCCAUGGAGGGCACGGACAUGGACGUGGACGCGGAGCUCAUGCAGAAGUUCAGCUGCAUGGGCACCACGGACAAAGACGUCCUCAUCUCGGAGUUUCAGAGGCUGCUGGGCUUCCAGCUCAACCCGGCCGGCUGCGCCUUCUUCCUGGACAUGACCAACUGGAACCUGCAGGCUGCUAUUGGCGCAUAUUAUGACUUUGAAAGUCCUAAUGUCAACACGCCAUCCAUGUCCUUUGUUGAAGAUGUGACAAUUGGGGAAGGAGAGUCUGUUCCUCCAGAUACACCGUUCACAAAGACCUGGAGAAUACAAAACACAGGUGCAGAGUCGUGGCCACCUGGGGUUAGUCUCAAGUACAUCGGUGGGGAUCAGUUCGGGCACGUAAACGCAGUUAUGGUAAAGUCACUAGAUCCCCAGGAAAUAUCCGAUGUGAGCGUGCAGAUGCGAAGUCCCACAGCUCCAGGCAUGUACCAGGGCCAGUGGAGGAUGUGUACAGCCACCGGAUUAUUCUAUGGAGAUGUAAUCUGGGUGAUUCUUAGCGUAGAAGUUGGAGGUCUCCUCGGCGUGACCCAGCAGCUGUCCUCGUUCGAGACAGAAUUCAACACCCAACCCCAGCGCAACGUGCAGGGAGACUUCAACCCCUUUGCCUCGCCACAGAAGAACAAGCAUGACGCCACUGACAACAGCUUCAGAGAUCCUGGCGGAGCCUGGGAACGUACACAAGAGCCAAUCCAGCAAGAUCAAAAUGGACUGUCUCAUAAUGCUGUAAAUAGGGCGUCAAAUGGUCUUCAAACCAAUCUUUCUGUGGUGACUUAUGGUCAGGGUAUUCACGGACCCUAUCCAUUUGGACAAAGCUAGAAAGACAAAGACCCCCCCCCCCCAUGGUGGAUGAUGAGCUGAACACCCUGGGAGACCUUAAAUGCAGAGGAGACGGAGGGGGGGAGGACAGUUGUUUUAUAUUGACUCAUGACAACCCUCUCCCCAACCUCAUGGCCCUUUCCACAGAAACACAAACUACGGUGGGGUGAUGGAUUACGUGCGCUACAGUGAAACAUCCCACCUGACAUCAUCACCCGGAUACGCAUGUGUGAAUGCUUUGUUUAAGAGUGCUAUAAACCCUUAAAAAUAGAUACACACAACUAUUUUUAUUUCCACUGUACAACACGCCUAAUUAAAGGGAAAAUCAACCCUAAACAAUCUCCAUACAAUUUUGGUAUUCCCAUGGGCAAUUGAUUACUUUGUUUCUUCGGGGUUCCUACACAGGUCUGAAAAUGAAAACUGCCAAGAAUAGUACAGAAUUCAUUGUGAUCAUAGCACAUUUUGAGGCCUUGAAAAGUGUGAAAGAAAGACUUGUGGGAUGUACGUUUUAGGUUGGAAAAAGUGUCAUCUUUUAUUCACUGUACCAAACAGUUUUCGAGUUUUCCUGUAGCCUUACACCAGGUUUCACACACGAAACCCGGUCAAUGAUGUGGAAUGUUAAACAACAAGUAUGACCGGUUGUACCGGACGACGAGAUGAAUAUCGGAACAUUGCCAUUCACGAAAGACCAGAACUAAACCACAGAUUUGCUGUGGAUAAAUCUGGAUGAUGGAGAUGGAAAAUAUUCCCAUGUUUACAUCUUGUGAGCAUUCACAUCGCCAGGAACUCGAAAUGGCUGGAGGAUAAACAGAUUUGGCUGUGUGAACAAAAGAAAUGGCACUAUAUCCAUUAAAGUUGUGUUUAAUUACAGCUGACACGAAGCAUCCGCGUUUGUUUGGUUUUCAGACACUUCCGUUUUAUGAAGCGCCAAAUGGGAUAUGUUAGAGCUUUUCAGAGAAGUUUCCAGUUGCGAUUACAACUUAGAUGUUUACGUGAACGCUAUUUACGAGUCGGGGUAUUCAGAUAACUUAUAUUAUUAUUUCUUCGGCUUCUACAAUUUCAGGUUUAACAAGUCUGACAUUACUUUCUGUAUUCAUUGACAUGAAAGAUUUAAACAACUUGUGAUGUAUUUAAAGAAAAGACAACGUGUGUGCUCUUUGUUAAAAAAAAUACUUUGAGAUCGUAUGACCUACUGUCAUGUUUCAAGUAUUUUUGUAACUGGAGAAUAAUUUAUGACUGAGAGGACUAGAAGUUAUCACCGAUAUCUGUCUUAAUAUUACAUUUAUUACUCAAAGGUUACUGUUGUGUAAGCAGUGUUCACCCUGACAGUGAAUCGUUUUGGUGUUUGUAGAGCCAUGUCAGAUAACAUGUAAGAAAAAAAAGAAACAAUUAAAUUUGUCAUUUGACUCAUUAGACUCUUUUUGACAUCAACACAUUGUCAGUAACCUAAAAACCAGACCAUGUCCUAGUGUUUUCUACGAUACGAUACAUGACACAUUUGGAAACUUUGUCACAAAAUAACAUUGCACUGCGACAUCCAUCUGCUUAAAGUCAAAGAUAAAGCCACAUCUGAAAGAAGUAUCAGUGUUCAGACACACGUUGAACACAGAUUCAAACAUCCAGACUAUCCCUGUGUAGGAACCCUGUCUCUCCCAAAGAUAAAAUCCAGAGAACCAAGACACUAAUCUGUUCUGUCAUCAAGCCACGCUGUCUGAAAGUUCCCACUUAAGACUGCAUGGGACGUGUGUUGUUGUUAUUGUUGUUGUUGUUUUUUUAGGGUGGGUUUUCACUUUAAAUAGAUGCUGAAGCGCAAAAGGAUGCGAGUGAGUUUGAGUAAGUGAGGUGUGAGGAAGGGUUGAAAAAGCCAUCUAAAUCUAUUUUGCCUGAUGAGUGACUGUAGUUUCUGAGUCCAUGUCUACAGUAUGUGUACUAGAUAUAUAUAUAUGUAUGCGUGUGUGUGUGCGUGCGUAUGUGUGCACGUAUGUUAUGGUUUUUCUUUUGGAUUUAACUGACAUAAAAUGGUGUAUACUACUUGGGCAAAGGAUGACGUGUCUACUCCCAUACACAUCGAUAUUGAGAGAGCUCUACUGGGCGUGUACCUCUGAAGUAUUUUUUUUGAGUGAUUCUGCACCGUUUGGAUGAACUGACUCACUAAUUGCCCUGAUGUUAUUUAUUUGCUCUCUUAUUGUGCACUGCAGAUGCAAAAAAAAAAAAAGUCCCAUUUACAGCCAGCAGGUGGUGCUAAAAAAUCAGAUGAGCAACUUUUAUUGUAAAGAAAAUAUGAUUCUAGUAUCACUGUUUGAAUAUGGAGAUGAAUGGUUUUAGCAUCAGGAUUAGCGCCGAUGUUCUGUUACUGCUAUUUGCACAACUCUGUCAACGACCUCCGAUGAGGAAAAGUGAUUUUUGGCUUAUUGUUGGCUUGUGAUACCAGAAUUUUCCGGAAGGUUUUUAUUGAUUUGUUUCGCUUAUCCGCUCUCCCCCUAAAAGGCUUACGGUCUUCACAGCUUUAAGGUUUUGUUUCCAUAGUGUUUAACCAUAAAGUUUUUACCACUGCACCAAUGUUUGAUCUUAUAAACGAAGGUCCAUUCAUGUUAACCACACUGUUAGGUUCUGCAUAUCUGCGAAUGAGUUACACAGUUCUGUCUGCCUUCACACCAGAAUUAUUUUUAUUUUUUUGCUGUUCAAUAUAUCAUCAGUGGAUUUCAUCAUGUAUUUUUGGGCUUAACAAUAAAAUGGGAAACGUUGAUGGAACUCUGUGAUAGUGUUACAGUUUUUUUCUAAGGGAAUCUUUCAUUCAAAAAUAAUUAUUCGUGUCUUUUCGAUGGUUUAAUUUAUUCAAAUCUCUUCUAGUUGUAAUUAUGAACAUCUAAAUGCUGUUUAGAGUUUGUUGCUUUUAAUGGUCAUGUGUGCCCGUUUUGUAAAAUUCACCAGCAUCCUGUGUUGCAGCGCUGCUGUAUUUGUAUUGAGAGUCAUCUGAGAGUCCUCCUCCCAAACAGUAUACACUGUUCUGCAUUGCUUCUUCCAGUCACGUCAGUCUUUUCUUUUUUUGUGUGUAUGCGGUUCCUUCUUGUGUGUGUGUGUGUGUGUGUGUGUGUGUGUGUGUGUGUGUGUGUGAGAGAGAGAGAGAGAGAGAGAGAGAAAAGAGACAGAUGGUGAGAAAUCUGAAUAUUGCUGGAUUCAUUCUGUAGUUUUAGUUUGUGACUAUGUACGGAUUUGCAAUGGGUGGCAUGGUGAGUGGAUGAGAUGAAAGUUUACAUAGUCCUACAAUAGCACAUUUAUCUGAAGAGAAACUGUCAAAAGCUUUUUUUUUCUUUUUCUCCUGUAUCUAUAAUUAAGCAUUUGUAUGAUUAAAUUAACACUGAAACAAUGA
This is a messenger RNA of Dicentrarchus labrax (European seabass), 4323 nucleotides long. It is a transcript of the gene ilrun, whose product is annotated as inflammation and lipid regulator with UBA-like and NBR1-like domains. The coding region runs from base 102 to 953 and encodes 283 amino acids. The record is from RefSeq and is a predicted model, not a curated record. Gene Ontology annotation, cellular component: phagophore assembly site. Gene Ontology annotation, biological process: macroautophagy. Gene Ontology annotation, molecular function: ubiquitin binding. The transcript has 5 exons. NCBI's taxonomy places the organism in Eukaryota, Metazoa, Chordata, Actinopteri, Moronidae.